Molecule: messenger RNA, 1429 nt
Organism: Hemibagrus wyckioides
Lineage: Eukaryota; Metazoa; Chordata; Actinopteri; Siluriformes; Bagridae
Exons: 5
Coding region: 308-976 (222 amino acids)
Biological process (GO): regulation of apoptotic process; signal transduction
Molecular function (GO): protein binding
Source: RefSeq, a predicted model, not a curated record
AGGAGAAACAGACCAGGAAAAACACAACACGGUGACAAUAUUGAAUGUUAUAAGCGCUCAUAUACUCAUGAAAACUUCUAGCCUGGAAAAGCUCUGUAUUCUACUAUAAUUUACAAAAAACAAACACAUCUGUGUGUAAACACAACACACGGGGGACAUGGUCAGGGAGAGGAGCUGAAGGUUUGAGACUCCAGACAGCUUUAAGCAGAAUAACGCGGUCACUGCAGAGGAAUAAAUGAAACAGCAUCCUCUGUUGUCCGUAAAGAGAACCUGCACCAGUAGAUUUACAAGAAUAAUUUAGGACAGGAUGGAUGGAGAGCCAGCAGGUGGCGCUAGACUCAUACAGAAGUUUAAACCACAGCUGAUACAUGCUCUGUGUGGGGAUCCUGACUUCCUGCUCCAGCACUGCCAUUCAUCCCUCUUACUGACCCAGAAAGAAUAUGACCAUGUCAAAGCCACUGCAGUGCCCUGGGAUAAAGCUCGGGACAUUCUGGACUUCAUGAUGAACAAAGACCCAAAGCGUGUCCAGAAAUUCCUGAGUAUUUUAAAGAAAAAAGAGAUACAAGAGGAAUUUCCGAAAUUAGAAUUUCUCAACCAGCUACCUCCAAGCAAAUCGAUCGCUACAGGGAAGAAGAGGAAGAAAAGCAGAGAAAAGGAACCAGAAGAAGUCAUUCCCAGAAAUCGGCCAUGCAAAGUAAAAAAAACCAGCGGGACGGUGACGGAGAAGCAGCUCAUGAUGGUGGCUCGUCAUGUCGGCGCAAACUGGAAGGAGGUGGGCAGGGUGGCGCUGGAGAUCUCUAGCAUCCGUCUGGAGCAGAUCGUAGAGGAGAACCCACGCAAUCACAGAGAGCAAGUGUUCUGCAUGCUGCAUCUCUGGAGCAUGAGAGAGAGGGAUAACGCCUCGGCCUCUCGCCUGCACGCACUCCUCACGCAGGAGGGAAUCAGGGGCAUCGACUUCCUACUGGAGGAGAGCUAGAACUAGCAUUACUGCUUUCUACUCUCAUCACACAAUGCAUUACUAUGGUGGAUGUGUGAGGAUUUUAAGCACCUGUAAAUAUAUCAUGGGAGUCUCAGAAUAACUGCACUGAAAUAUUCACAUCCUUGAUUUUUAUUGUAUUUUAUUUUAUUUGCUGUUUAGCAAUCUGCAAGGAGUUUGUUACCUGAACAAGCUAGUUGGCAUGUUCUCACAUGUGCCGCAAAAAAAUGCUGAUUUUUAUUCGAUUUGUUCAUUUUUAUCUAGUUAAACAUACAGAUAGGUUUCGAAACAAUUCAUGGUACAAGCAGCUCUCUCGCAAACAUUUGUCUGUAUGUGCAAAAACUUUUGUAUAUAAUGAAUUUUGUAUAUUCUUAUCUCUUGUAACAUUUGUACUUUUGUACUGAUUGCAUAAAAAAUAUAAAGAAAAUCUUCCUCGCACCGAGUUGUACAGAG